AUGCUCAUCAUCGGCCUAACCGGCUCCAUAGCCACCGGCAAAUCCACCGUCUCGUCCAUCCUCUCCUCGCCGCCGUACUCGCUCCCCAUCAUUGACACGGACAUUCUCGCCCGCAAGGUCGUCGAGCCCGGCACUCCAGGCUACAAAGCCAUCGUCAGCUACUUCGGGCCCAGCACGCCGGACCUGCUGCUGCCCGCGGCGCCCGACGACCCCAGCGGCGCGCGGCGCGCGCUGAACCGUCCGGCGCUCGGCCGCCGCGUGUUUGGCACCUCCGAGGAGCGCAAACGCGACCGCAUGAUCCUCAACAAGAUCGUGCACCCGGCCGUGCGCUGGGAGGUCUAUAAGGCGCUGCUGUACUACUUCCUCCGCGGACACUGGGCCGUCGUGCUGGACGUGCCGCUGCUCUUCGAGAGCGGCAUGGACGUCAUCUGCGGCACCGUCGUGGUGGUCGGCGUGUCGGAUCCGAAGGUGCAGAUGGCGCGGCUGCGCGCGCGCGACCCGCAUCUGUCGGCGGAGGAUGCGGAGAACCGCGUCAGCAGCCAGGGCGAUGUCAAGGGGAAGGUGGAGAAGGCGGAGUUCCGCGGGACGGCGCGCGCGCGCGGCGUCAUCGUGUGGAAUGAUGGCGAUAAGGAGGAGCUCGAGAGGGAGGUGCAGCGGGCGGUGCGGGCGAUCGGCGCGACGAGUCCGCGCUGGUGGGCGUGGUUGUUGCUGUUGGCGCCGCCGUUGGGGAUCGGCGUCGCGGCGUGGAAUCUGGUGCUGAAUUAUCUGACGCAGCGGCGGUGGGAGAGGAAGGAGCGCGAGGAGAGGGCUAGGCUGUAG
Aspergillus terreus NIH2624 is the source of this 819-nucleotide messenger RNA. RefSeq names its product putative dephospho-CoA kinase. Bases 1 to 819 code for a protein of 272 amino acids. NCBI's taxonomy places the organism in Eukaryota, Fungi, Ascomycota, Eurotiomycetes, Eurotiales, Aspergillaceae. The record is from RefSeq and is a predicted model, not a curated record. The transcript has a single exon. Gene Ontology annotation, biological process: coenzyme A biosynthetic process. Gene Ontology annotation, molecular function: ATP binding; dephospho-CoA kinase activity.